CCGGCCGCGGUUGACGUUUCUUGAUUUUUCUUCUGAUUUUUCUCAAUUCUGUAGUUUUCGGAACCGUUCUAUUUUAAGACGAAUGACUGCUAAGAAUUUUUGAGUAUUUUGUGUUAAUAACAUAUUACUCAUUGUUUUGCUGCCAAGUCCAAGGCUUUGUAAUGAUAGUGCUAUGAAUAGUGCGGUUGUUCGCUAGGUAGGGAGGUAAUAAAGACAGUUUACUAAUAUGCAAUGGAAACACAAGGGUUGGAAAGGGCGAUGGCUAUGGGUAAUGCUAGCGGUGGCGUUGUGCCCCGUGCUCAUCGCCCAGAAGAUAGGUGACCCAUACAAAAUUUUAGGUAUACACCGCAAGGCCUCCUUGCCCGAAAUAAGAAAAGCUUAUAAACAGCUAGCUAAAGAGUGGCAUCCAGAUAAAAAUGAAAAUCCAAAUGCAGAAUCUCGAUUUGUGGAGAUAAAACAGGCGUAUGAGUUACUGUCAGAUACAGAGCGCCGACAGGCCUAUGACCUGUAUGGUAUUACCAAUGAAGAUGAACACCUCUAUAAACAGAGACAUGACUACAGCCAGUAUGCACGGUUCAGCAAUGACCCAUUUGAAGAAUUCUUUGGCACACAUUUCCGGACCCAAGAUCAAGAUAUCACAUUGUUCCACAAACUAUCUGUUACUGCACGGCACUUCGAGAACAACAUAAUGGAGAAGAGCAUCCACACACCGGCGAUAGUGCUGUUCUACACGGACUGGUGCUUCGAGUGCGUGCGGUCAGCGGCGGCGUGGCGGCGGCUGGUGGCGGCGUUGCAGCCUCUCGGCGUUACCAUGGCGACCGUGCACGCGGCGCACGAGGCGGCGCUCGCACGACGCGUGGGCGUGCACACCGUGCCCUGCCUCACGCUCGUACUCGACAAGCAUGUUUACAUCUACAAGGAGGGCUUGACGUCGCUGCCAAAGAUUUUAGAAUUCGUGCGAUGGAAGUUCCCUUACAAGCUGGUACGGAGUAUAAACAAUGACAAUGUGGAGUCAUUUGUGUCCGACUUCGAAGACAACAAGGUGAAGGCACUGAUAUUCGAGGACCGGCAGACCAUACGUUUGCGAUACCUCAUCACUGCAUUCCACUACAGAGAUAGAGUUGCUUUUGGUUUCGUGGACAUGACGGCGCGCGACGCCCAGAACGUGACGUCGCGGUACAAGGUGCAGCGGCAGAUGGAUACUAUGGUACUGCUGAAGGAGGACAGCGAGGAGCCCGCCGCCACCGUCAGCACCACCGAGAUCCCCACGCAGACCCUACACCAGCUGAUCGAGGCCAACCAGAUGUUGACGCUGCCUAGACUCUCCUCGCAGAGCGUGCUGGAGGCGGUGUGCCCGGUGGAGUGGCGCGCGCCGCGGCGGCGGCUGUGCUGCGUGCUGGUGGCGCGCGCCGCGCCGCCGCCGGGCGCGGCCGCGCGCGCGCUGCGCCGCCUGGCGCGCGCCGCGCCCGACCGCCUGCACUACGCCUACGUCUAUGCGCACGCGCAGCCCGCCUUCGUGCAGGCGCUCGCCAACGGCUCGGGCAGCGACAUCUCGGAGAUGGAGCACCGCAUCGUGGUGAUCUGGCGGCGGGAGGCCACGCGCGUGCAGUACGAGUGGCUCAACGAGACGUGGCCCACGUGCGGCCGCGCGCACUGCGACCAGCCCGGCGACCUGCUGCGCUACCAGCAGCAGCUCAACGAGACCAAGCUCGCGCUCGACCGCCUCCUGCGCAGGCUGCUCAAGACCAGCGAGGUUAUGGCGUACGAGACAUAUGUGCAGGAGCUGGUGGACGAGAGCGUGCGCGGGCCGGUGUGGGCGGCGCUGGGGCGCGCGGCCGAGUGGGCGGAGCGCGCGCUGGCCGCCCUGCGCACGCAGCACGCGCUGUCCGCGCUGUCCGCCGCCUCCGUGCUGGCCACCGUGGCGCUCGUGCUCGCCGCCGGCUACCUCAUGGCGUACCUCAUACGAGUGGAAGAAGAGUCUGUGCAGCGCCAAAAGGAGGAAAGGAAAAAACAGAAUGGGAGCGCAAAGAAAAAUAAUAACGAGCCACAAUCGGAGUUGCGGUUGCACGAACUGCGCGCUGAGAAAUAUAACGGACUUGUUAGGUUACUGAAACCCGGCUGUAGAACGAUCGUGCUACUAGUCGAUAUGCAGAGCCGAGUUCAACUGCUCUCUAAAUUUCACAAAAUCGUAUGGCCCUAUCGCAAGAACAAGACGCUGGUGUUCGCGUACCUGGUGGUGGAGCGCAACGUGGGCUGGUUCCAGCGCGUGCUGCAGCUGUCGCUGGGCGGCGGCGAGCUGCGGGUCAACGCCCGCAACGCCGUCGGCACCGUGCUCGCGCUCAAUCCGCACCGCAAGUACUUCUGCAUCUACCACGCCAAGCACCCCGAGUGCGCCAAGCCGCACAAGCGCAUGUCGCGUAUGACGCGGUCGCUGGGCGGCGCGGGCGCAGACCCCGAGGCGGGCGCCUUCAUCGGCUUCCACACCGACCCCGACUCCUCCUCCGGCGACGACGCGCCCGACCCGCCCGUGCUGCUGCAAGAGAAUCUGUUGGACGGAUUGGAGAACUGGCUAGACCGACUGUUCGAAGGUAGUACGCAUAGAUACUACAUCAACUACUGGCCCGACAUGACGACCAAGUGAAUCCGACAUUAGAAUUUUGGUUCUUCCGUGGCCUUAAGGUGAGAACAUACAGGUUUACUUUCGAGUUUGCGUUUAGUUGGUUCCGUGUGGGUACGAAUAUUAUGAACGUUCGAUUAUUUUACUGUUUGAGGGUAAACGCUAGUGCUUUGUAGCACGGACAAUAGAUGGCGCUGUUAUUAUAAAGAGGUUAUGUUUUAAUUGUAAUAAUAUAUUAUUAAAUAUAAUCAAAUUGACUAAUGAACGACCAAAAUAGAAUACAAAUUAUUUGAUGUAAAAAGAAAUUAAAUUUUCUAAGUAGUUUUGAAUUAUAAGUCCCAUAAAUUCGUCACAAAUAAUUCGAUCAAUACGUUUGGAUUUUUUUACUGUAAAGUACUAGUGUUUAGCCUUUAGCGAUUAUACUGCCCAGUCGUUCUAAGAUUUUCGACCACAACUUUUGUGUGAUAGCCUUAAUAGUCUUCAUUGAAUGUUUAUGUACAAGGGAUAUGUUAGGAUAAUUGUGACGCAAUGAGAAACCACUGUAUAGCUGUGGUGUUCUUAAUUUAACUGAGAAAUUUUGACGUAUUCGUUAUUUGAAAAUUUAAAACGUAGUAAUUUUAAAUUCAGCCAGAAUUAGAAGUUCGUCACGAGCAUUAGGUCUCUAUUAUUCAAUUCAAAUAAUCGAAUGUUUUAUUCGUAAGUAUUUACGUCAAAAUUGCCAGUAUUAUUUACAUUGUAUGCCAAUGUUUUGUAGUUUUAAUUUAUGAUUUUUUUUUCAUAUUGGAUUCAGUAUAUUAAUAGGUAAGGGAAAGCUGUGAAUUUUCAUUGUACGAUUUUUUUUUCCACAUAAAUCUAUUUCAUGUGGAAACAUACGCAUACAGAAAUGAAAAAAUAGAUUCAGUGUAUUAAACAUAUACUCCCAAAUAAAUGUUAUAUCAACAAUUUAUUUUAAAAAGUGUAACAGCAGUCUCUUAUUAGUUCUUCUUGGCAUAGAAGAACUGUUUGGGGUCAAAUUGAGACACAUAAUGACUAAAAACGUAUGAAAAUAAAUGAUAUGUAUCUUUAAAAUCAGGUAUUAAAUCUAAGAAUAAAGUACGCGUGGAGAAAAAUCCUACAAUCAAAAUUCGCAGUGCAUAUUAAUCCUUAUUGGUCUGUUUACAUAGAUAAGAUGGAAACACUUAGUCCAAAUUAUGAAAAUAAAUAUACUAGUCAUUAGAUAAUAAAGGUGAGCUCGUUUUUCACGUAUCGAUUUUGAUGAUUCUUUCCAAUGAUAGUGGGUGGGUGGAUAAUUUUAAAUGGAUGAUAAUAGAAUGGUUACCCCGCCUGCGCUAACGGUAUACGCUGGUGGGACACCAGUGAGGGGUGAUAGGUGAGAAGCCCAUCGCGAUGGAUACACCUGAUGGAUUCAGCAUGAUGAUUUCCAGGGAGUACUGCGGGGAGGUAGACCUGAUAGUGUAUAUUGCUGGCAAUGGAACUGGUCUGCAUUACUAAUAACCCCCCCCCCCCCUGUGUUAGUCUCAUUCUAAUUUUGUCACAACAGAAAUAACUGUUUUUUUUUUUUUAUGGUACAUUUAUUACAUAAAUAAGGUCAUUGGAGACUAUCGCCAUUGUUUACAAAAAUGCCAAAUAUUUAAUAAACCUAUUUCAAGCUGUGUUCUGUCUGUUUCUUCUGAGUUAAAUGUUCAAUUAGAAAGACAUCGACAAAAUAUCAGUAAUAGUUUAAAACAGCUUUAGUUUUAACGAAUAAAAUGGUUAGUUAUUAAAAAAAAAAAACGAGCUCGCUUCUACAAACUGGUUUUACCUCCAUAUUUAUUAUUAAUUUUGAUGUGUUACAAAUGUAUCAUGUUAAUUCUUAAUCAAUUAUACAAUUUGUAGAAUAUUGCAUUGGUUAAUGAAUAUUUACACGUGUAAUGUAUAAAUUAGAUAUAAAUUAACAAUUUGUUACCACAGAUAUCACAAUAAUAGGUGUAAUGAUUAUGUAAGGACAGUAUUAAGUCACCGCACCUCAUAGAUGUAACGGACAUGAUCGUGUACUGUGACACACUAUUAACGUAUUCGCUGUUAGAAAAAUCAGAAUGCAAAGGCUACUCUUUACCCGUGGCUUAGUUCACGUGUCCGGAUUAUGUUUUUUUGUUUAAUGGGUGAUAAUGGAAUGGUAUCCCCGCCUGCGCCAUCGGUAUACACCGGCGGAGCACCAGUGAAGGAUGAUAGGUGAGGAUGGAGAUCAGUUAGCCCAUCGUGACGAAUUCAAUAAGAAUUGUUCACGAAGAUUUUCAGGGGGAACCACGUGGAUGUCGACCUAAUAGGCAUAUUGCUGGCAAUGGGGCUGUCAAACUCCAUUGCCAACAAUUACCACUUUCCAGCAGGCGGGCCGUCAGUUUGUUUGCCAUUCUAAGUUGUAUAAAAAAAGUAGUUCCCACAUUGACAGGCAGAUUGGUAACCGCAGUUAGACUUUGGAGAUGUUUUAAGAGGGACGCUGCUGCUCAUCCCUCGCCUACCCUUAGUCGCCUUUUACAACACUCACAGGAAAGGAAAGAGUGACCUAUUCCGGGACCACACGACUAUCCAGCUCAUUUACUCACUUAUAAAUAUAUUUUUAUUGGAGAGUGUUUAAAUAAAAUUGAUUUAAAUAUCUCUCAGUUGUUUAGUACCCAUAAUACAAGCUCUGCUUAAUUCGAAACUAGAUGGCGUUGCGUAAUAUUAUUUGUAUUUUACUGUAGCAAUUAUGUAAAACAAGUCUGUCACAGUACACUUCUGUCACUUUAUCAAGUAAUAGGAUUUUUGAAAUUUAUCGCUUAUCACUACGCCAUCUUAUACCGCAUUUACACAUUUGCGUGAUAGCUGAUCGCUUAAAUAUUGUACAGAAAAUUCAAGAUGUGUCUACGAUGUCUUUACGCUGUCGCGUAAAGCAUAACUGUUUCUAUAUUCAAAUCAAAAUUUUAAAUACAGAAUUUGCAUUAGUAUUUUUUUUUAAUUAAGACACUAUUAUUGCGUUGUCUUGUCUCGCUCACACUACGUGUGGAGUAGCUGGUAGAAAGAAAGAUAAACAAUGUUGUAUUCUAUUUUAUUCGCCUAUACCUUUAGUUAGCGUCUGUGAAAUUAAUAGUUUACAUUUUGUUUUGUCAAUGCAAUUUUCAUUUGUUGAUAAGUUUCUUAAAUGGGAUGAAGUUUUUUACAUGUCACCUAUAGACAUGGCCAUCACUGUGAAUUCAGUGUGACCACCAUAACACCUGAACAAGACACCGUGUCUUUUUAAGGUUUUAUAAGGUUCAUUACAGGUUGAUCAUAUUUAUGGAUUGUACAUCGAUUCUUGCUUUUGCUUUUUUUUUUGUUUUGUUUACAUUUUGGCUCUCUCGCCAGUGUGUGUAUGCGGCCUUAGAGUUUAAUAAGAAAGUAGCAUAUUUAGCGUUUGUCAGUGCCUCUAACAACUUUCAGAAACACGUCGAUAUCAAAAUUACUUAUAAUCUAAUUAGUGUAUUCUAAAUAAUAUUGUGUACUUUUAUAAUUAAUUAAUCAAAUGCAUGUGCCAUGUUGCCAUUAUAUAAAAUUGUUUUACAAUAUUACACAAAGUGUCACAUUGUCGAUUCGGAAGCACCCUUCUUUAUUUUAAAAACUAAAAUUUCAAUUUGAUAUUACGCGCUCGCGUACAGUAAGUUUAUCAACUGUAUCGUAAAAAUGUGGGCUGGUCUUUCCCGUGACGUGUUUCCUUCAUUCUAUAACCUCGGAUCUUUCAAACGUAGCGUGAAAAAGCACUUAGCUGGCAUACUGCGGUCAACCGUUGAGAGUAAAUAUGUAAUUAUUUUAUCUAUUGAUCGUAUUCAUGGAGCAUAUUGUCUCUGGUUCGCUCAAAAUGGUUUUCAUGUCAUGCUAUAAUAUAAAAAAAAAUAGUAGAAUUGCGUCAGAACUUUUUUUUUUAAUUAUCAACGGUCCAUACACUAUUUCUUGCUGAACUAUCAAAUUGAAACAAUAAUUUAAGAGAUACGUUUUGAGAACGAUGUCUCAGAAUUGGUUUCAAUGUCUAAAUGUCCUUUUACACGUGAUUAAUGGUACUCAAAUAAUUUUUGCGCCUUUUCUAUAUAUCAGAGACGUGGCAGCGUGCUUUGGCGCGAGCGUCGUGAAUUUCCAACUAAUUCUCCGGUGAGGGAGAACAUCGAUAAAAAAACAAUAUUAUCCGAGAGAUGGCGGUAAUCUCGCCCCUUAUUAUGUUGGAUACUAAAUCAUCGGUGAAAUUAUAUGACCACGUGGUUUGUUUGAAAGAUUCGAAAAUUAUUAACACACUAUGUUUUAAUUGUCGGAUUCGAAUCGUCUUAAUUUUGAUAUUGAUUGUUACAUCAAUUUGGACUAUAAGUGUAGUCAGCUGUGUAAACGAUAGCACACUUCGUCAUUGUUUUUUAUAACUUUUUUAUACACCUAAAUAAAUUAAGCUUCACAUAAAAAAAUAGGUUCUAUUUAGAUUAUAUAGAUAGAACACCUAGCCUCAAAAAACAGGUCAUCUUUUUGUCAGCUAAUUGACAAAUUAGCUGAUUCGUUUUUUUAUCAGUAUUCUAUAUAUAUUUACGCAUAAAAAGUAUCUUGACGUAUUAUUUAAUAAAUAAAAUGAAUGUUUACACACUAAAAAGAUGUAGUAUUUAUAAGACAAAAUAAAUAUAGAAGAUAUAAAGGAAUCACUGAUAACUAUUUAUCACAUAAAAUUGUAUGAAAAAGUUGACCCGUUUUUCUCGAAGCAUUGUUAUGGGGACACUCUAUUUAUAUAAUCUAAGGUUGUAUUAAAGAGUUGUAUAAAAGACUGCAUUAAAUUCAGUAUUAGAUAAACACUCUUUAUCAACUUGCACGUUACUGGCUACACUUAUAGUGAGACACUUAAUAUCUGUUUCAAUAUAUUUAACGAAAAUGUGAACACACAAACAACGCAGUCACACUCGCGUUCGCGUCACAGUCGCUCAUGGCUAAGGAUCACGAAUGGAUCCCGAAACUAGUCGAGAUUUUUCAGAUCUAAUUACACGUAAGUCAAACUGGUAGUAAUUACAUUAAAAUAUAAUUUGUGCUUACGAAAUUUUUAACAAUAAAUCGAAUAACUGACCUAUCCAUAAUCACAGCCUGCUGAUGUCCAACAGUAAUACAAAUUAAAAAUCUAUUAAUACAUUAAAGGCGAGAAUCGUACUACAAUUUAUCUCGACUGUAGCUUAAAGGCGGCAUUCGUACUACGAUUUAUCUCGACUGUAGCUUAAAGGCAGGAGUCGUACUACAAUUUAUCUCGACUGUAGCUUAAAAGCGGAAGUCUCUACGAUUUAUCUCGACUGUAGCUUAAAGGCGGCAGUCAUAGUACUACGAUUUAUCUCGACUGUAGCUUAAAGGCGGGAGUCGUACUACGAUUUAUCUCGACUGUAGCUUAAAGGCGGCAGUCAUAGUACUACGAUUUAUCUCGACUGUAGCUUAACCGGUUAACUGUGAUUGACGAGUACAUGCGUCAUGGAGAAGUGGCAAAUUCGCCAGGUUACCUUUUUUUUUAACUAGGGUGAAAAUCUUCCAAAGAGACCCAUACCCCGGCGGACGACGAAUGGGUACUGUGGGAUUUUUACCCACUAAAAACACCCCGGUAUUCCUCACGGCGCCUACCCGUCGGUGACACGUUACCUAGCAUACAUUAGUCUAGAUCCCCCGCUGUUAAUGUGUUAAUUGUCUGCAUGUUUUUCUAUUUGUUAUUGAUUUUGUUUGAAGAGUUUCUGUGGUAAUUUAAAAAAAAAAAUACUUGUUUACAUUUUCAUUAAGUAAUUUAGAAACAGGCAUAUAUAAUAGAAGUAUAAUUUUAAAGAAUUAACACCAGUUUCCUAAUACCAAAUCUCACAAUUUUACGUAGUGUAAUUUUAUAUUAAUAAUAUUAUGGAAUUUUAAUAAGAUUAAGACACGCAGCGAAUUGGCUAUAUAUAUUAUGUCUACUGUAAAUAAAGUAAAAACAUAAAUCAAUGGUAAUUUUAACAUGGGAUGAUGAAAAACAGCUGUUCUAUGUCACAUUUUCUAUUGAGAGUUAUCUCGAGUGUUUCGUACAUAGGAUUGUUUUUGCGUGUGUCGGUUUGGUUAUGGCCAUGGUAUAAUGAAACCAUAACACAAUUGUCGUUAUGACGACCUUGACGAUGUUCUUGACCAUAGUACAAUCUAUGCUUAUUAUGGGGCUAAAUCAGUGUUUCCUUUUUUGUGCCAUGCCCCACUUGAACAUUUUAUAAAAAUUUUUGCCCCCAUACAUAAUUUUCCCCGACAGUUUACUUGAUGACUAAUCGCCCAGUUGAUAUUUUGGUAAUGUUAAACGAAAUUAUACCUAAUAAUUAUUUACAGCAUUUUUUUUUUUUAUUUACUUUAUUUGUUAAAUAUGGCACCGAUAUCUACUCGUUGCAUUUAAAUGGCCCAGAGCAAGAGGGUUAAAAUUGCUUCGAGU
Molecule: messenger RNA, 9047 nt
Organism: Galleria mellonella (greater wax moth)
Lineage: Eukaryota; Metazoa; Arthropoda; Insecta; Lepidoptera; Pyralidae
Gene: l(3)80Fg
Product: dnaJ homolog subfamily C member 16
Exons: 14
Coding region: 227-2641 (804 amino acids)
Source: RefSeq, a predicted model, not a curated record